Molecule: messenger RNA, 1288 nt
Organism: Sesamum indicum (sesame)
Lineage: Eukaryota; Viridiplantae; Streptophyta; Magnoliopsida; Lamiales; Pedaliaceae
Product: glucan endo-1,3-beta-glucosidase, acidic
Biological process (GO): carbohydrate metabolic process
Molecular function (GO): hydrolase activity, hydrolyzing O-glycosyl compounds
Source: RefSeq, a predicted model, not a curated record
UCUAUAAAAAGGAAGUUUUGUGAAGACAAUUUGCUUCACUGCAGAGGUUUAAAUAUAAGCUUUGUCUUUUUUCCUACCAAUGGCUACUACCUUAAAUCAUUUCAUGUAUGUCAUGUUCGUGUUGGGGGUGCUCAUAAUGGUCAGCCUCGAUUUCACAGCUGCGCAGACUGGUGUUUGCUACGGGAGGCUUGGGACUAACCUGCCUUCCGAAUCAGAUGUUGUGGCUCUAUACAACCAGAACAACAUACGCCGGAUGAGAAUUUACGAUCCCGACCAGUUAACUCUCCAAGCUCUCCGAGGUUCUAGCAUUGAGGUCAUCCUAGGUGUUCCAAACACUGAUCUUCAAAAUGUUGCUGCCAGCCAAGGCAACGCAGAUUCUUGGGUUCAAAACAAUGUAAGAAACUACCCGGAUGUUAGAUUUAGGUUCAUUGCUGUUGGGAACGAAGUCAGUCCAUUGAGAGGCGACACUUCUCAAUACGCACAAUUUAUCCUCCCAGCCAUGCAGAAUGUCCAGAAUGCUAUUUCUGCAGCAGGCAUAGGAAACCAGAUAAAAGUUUCAACAGCCAUUGAUACGGCAGUUCUUGGAGUCGACUUCCCCCCAGCAGAUGGGGCGUUCAGGCCUGAAGUUGGGGACUAUUUGAACGGGAUCAUUGAUUUUUUGGUGAAUAAUGGUGCUCCUUUACUUGUCAACAUAUAUCCUUACUUUUCGUAUAUUAACAAUAAAGCACAGAUCAGCCUUGAAUACGCUCUUUUCACAUCGGCUGAUGGGGUUGAUGCUGGUGGGGUACGAUAUCAAAAUCUUUUCUAUGCAAUUUUGGAUGCUAUGUAUGCAGCACUGGAGAAGAGUGGCGGAUCGUCCCUGGAAAUUGUGGUGUCGGAGAGUGGUUGGCCUUCGGAGGGAGGAGACUCGACAUCGAUUGAUAAUGCUAGAACAUACAACACGAAUUUGAUCCAACGUGUGAGAGAUGGGACUCCUAAAAGGCCUGGACGGGCUAUAGAAACAUACAUUUUUGCAAUGUUUGAUGAGAAUCAGAAGGACCCUGAGAUUGAGAAGCACUUUGGAAUCUUUUUACCAGACAGACAACCUAAGUACCCAAUCAAUUUUAACUAGCUUUAUUAGAGGAUUAAUGAGUGUGUCCAUGGAAUAAGGAUUAUGAUCCAUGCUUGCCUUCGUGUUUAAAUAAGGGUGAAUUGCUUACCUGCCUGUAAUACAUGAUAUAAGCAAAUAAAUUACCCCUUGUGAAAAAUAAAAAGAAUAUCAAUUUUGUCUUCUUCAAUUUUUAAAAAA